This is a messenger RNA of Effrenium voratum, 668 nucleotides long. Lineage: Eukaryota; Dinophyceae; Suessiales; Symbiodiniaceae. The record is from the annotation of a GenBank genome assembly.
GGGAAGAAAGACAGUGUUUUAUGGGACUUCCUGAAUUUGAAAAACAAAUUCCAUCGCUUCAAAUUUUGCCAGGCAGAGCUGUGGCCAGAUAUGUGUACAGAGGCUCCAGCAUCGACCCCUACUCGGUGUCCUUGCGGCCAGGGCAGGAGAUGACCGUCUUGGAGACGAGCUACGAUAGCUCCUGGGCAUUGAUUGGGCUUCCAGACGACCACUAUGGCUGGGUGCCCUCGAUUUGCCUAGCUCCUGUGGACUCCAUGCUACGCUAUCGCGGCCCUCCAAAGCUUUCUUCCAGGGAGCCUUUGCAGGAAAGCCUUCCACGCCUAUUUGGUGAGUCUUUCCAAGGAAGCCUUUCUGCCAAGGGGUCUCUGCGAGAAGGCCUACAGUUUGAGGAGCCUCAAAGCCUCGCUUCGCAGCGAGAAGGUCAUUUGUUCUCGCCGGCCUCUCAAGGCCUUGAACUUCCACGGCUGUCCUCCAGACACUCUCCACCAGGAUCCAAAGAGAUCGAGUCCCGUUCUGGCUCAGUGUCACCGUGCUCUGCAAAGUCACUGCUUAGGCAUGGACGCAGCCCUGCUCGACAGAAGAGGCCAAGCCAGAGCUGCUGGGCGUUUGUUCAGAGAGUAUGCUGCAGGCGUUGACUGGAAGAUCGCAACGUGCCCAAAGUGGCAGGC